CUUUCCAGCACCUUCGAAGUGCUCCGCAAUCGCAAUUGAAAUAUUUCGCAGAGCUGUUGCUGCUGCUUCAACUACCUUCGCAUCGACUUUCCUCGGAACUGGAGCUGCGGGUUGGAACUGCACCCGUGUGAUCGGAUAUACUCUGCCUGAGGUUAGCACACAGAAAACAUGGUGUUCAUUGAGGUUGCAGAAGUCGAUGCUCCUGAAUAUGAGCAGCAGAAGUUAAAGAAGAACCCGAAGUCGACUUCUUCUGUUACUCCAGAAGCGGCUUCUCACAAAUCUGGUAGCCUACCAGUGGAAGAAAAGGACACUAGUGUUUCAGUUAGCUCCGAGGGCACGAAUAUGCCGGAUAAAGAAGCAUUACAUCAGGCUAAGUCCAAGCAAAGAGGUAACUUACAUGCUGAAGGUGAAGGAGAUGGAUGGGAUACCGCAAGUGAAGGAGACGAGGUAGUCGGUGAAGAGAAGAACGCUUCAAGUUCGAACGAGAAAUCAGCUACCACAUCAGGAAGCACCGAAGAUCAUUUUGAGGAUGCUUUGACUGAGGAGGAGCUCCGAGCGAAAGCCAUAUCUCUAGCAAAUGCAGCGAAGUCUCAAGGCAACAAUUUGUAUGCAGCCGGCAAAUACUCGGAGGCCUUGGAAUGCUACGCUAGUGCAUUGGAAGACGUUGCCAAUGAUCCAAGUGCAAAUGAGCUGCGUGCACAAUGCUACUCAAAUCGAGCUAUUUGCGAAAUCAAUCUGAAUAAUUACUCGGCUGCAGUGAAAGAGAGCACGAAGGCUCUAGAGCUUAACCCGAACUACUUGAAAGCCCUAAUGAGACGUGCGCAGGCCAAUGAAAACCUUGAGAAAUUUGAGGAAGCUCUUUCUGACUUGAAGAAAGCUCUUGAACUAGAUCCUUCCAACAAAGCAGUUAGGGCUUCGAUUAUCCGGCUGGAACCAAUUGUUGCCAAGAAAAGAGAGGAACUCAAGGAUGAAAUGAUCACUAAAUUGAAGGACCUCGGUAACAACGUACUUGGAAAAUUUGGCAUGAGCGUGGACGACUUCAAAGCAGUGAAGGAUCCCAACACUGGAAGCUAUUCCAUUUCUUUCGGCAAAAGUUAAGCUGGAAAGGGGGUUUGCUAAUAUUCCUUAGAGUUGUGAGGUUCUCGUCCUAGCUGCUCUGGUUCAUAUGCCUACAUGUAAAAUGAGUGCGGUUUCUUGUGAAACUGGAUAGCUCGUUUGAAAUGUAAUUCUGCACAACUUUAUUAAGUCCUAUGGUGAUUAAGAUGGAUUGUUGCUGGACAUGCGGAACGUUACUGUUUCCCUCUUUGGGUUAUUUUUUUGCCACAAGGCAUUGAUAAUUGUUCACAUCUUUACUGCGAGUUAUUUGAAGCCA
Molecule: messenger RNA, 1372 nt
Organism: Physcomitrium patens
Lineage: Eukaryota; Viridiplantae; Streptophyta; Bryopsida; Funariales; Funariaceae
Molecular function (GO): protein binding
Source: RefSeq, a predicted model, not a curated record